Anopheles funestus (African malaria mosquito) is the source of this 15353-nucleotide messenger RNA. RefSeq names its product nuclear receptor coactivator 6 (gene Usp10). Lineage: Eukaryota; Metazoa; Arthropoda; Insecta; Diptera; Culicidae. The transcript is spliced from 13 exons. The record is from RefSeq and is a predicted model, not a curated record. Gene Ontology annotation, biological process: protein deubiquitination; DNA damage response, signal transduction by p53 class mediator; regulation of autophagy. Gene Ontology annotation, cellular component: nucleus; cytosol. The coding region runs from base 2594 to 8737 and encodes 2047 amino acids. Gene Ontology annotation, molecular function: cysteine-type deubiquitinase activity; cysteine-type endopeptidase activity.
UCAUCGAUUUUACAAACUCUUUCACAUCCGGUACGACGUCGGCUCGUCGAAGAGCGAGGAAAAGCAGAUUUUUUCCACUACCCGAGGAUUGCAAACCGUUCGCAAACCCAGAAGCACCCGUGACGGCCCCACCGGGGUUGAAAACUGUUCCGGAUAACCGUGUCCCAACGAGUGGCGGUUCCUCGGUUCCGCUAACUUGGCAGCGGAGAGUGCGAUUGUGCUAAAGUGUGUAUAGUGAAAAAAAAGGAAGCCGACUUCAACUUUUCGUGCAGCAAAUAGCAAGCGAGUGAGUGUGUGAAGUAGAAGAAGCAAGAAGAAAAGAAGUGCACCACCCCAUUUUUUUCUCGCUCUGGUGUUCGACGGUGAUUCUGGCCAGCACGGACCGUGCUAAUGUGCCGGUGCGUGCGUCAGCGUGUGUGAAACGACAAAGGGUAUGUCUGCGACCGCCUUUCCGGUGACAAAUCCUUCCCGAUUUUCCUGAAAUGCCUAGACCGCAUUACUGCAAAAGAGGUUUCAUAUUUCGGCCUUAGUGGACGACCCCACGGAAGACGAGAGUAUCGCAGUAAUGCACACACACACACAUUCACAUAUACACGUAGCGGCACGCAAUGCGAGAGCGACGGGUCGGGAACAUUUAUUUGCUUCUAAUUAGAUAGCCAUGCGAAGACAGCUGUCAAAUAGCGAUAGUGGCCCUCUUUUGUGAAUGCCAGCGAUUGCGAACUGCUUUGAAUUGCGUACCGUAGGGAAAGGGAAAUUUCUUGCAUUUGUUCACAAAAUAAAUUCAGUUAGUUGCAGCAAGAAGUAAUCCAAAUUAGGGAGAAUAGAUUCGCCGUUUUCUGUCCUAAGUAGCCCGUGGAAUCGUGCGUUAGUGUAUGUGUGUGUGUGUGUGUGUGGUUUCGAUCAGCAUGUAUAGGUAGUGGAGAGGAAGACGUGUAGGUUUUUUUUUUGCAAAUUCUCCAUUUUAUCCACAUUUUUGGAGUUUUCAAAGAAUUGUACAGGAAUUUCUUGUUCUUUACGUGUAUUUGUUUCGAUGGUAAAGGAAGUUAUUGUCAUGCUAUGGGGUAAAAUAGAUCAUUUGCACUAUAAUGUGUCCAUGUGCGGCUCAGUGUCUCAUCACGAAUUUGAUUCUUCCCGCCGGAAGUACACCGGCUGUACCGUUGCCCUUGUGCCAGUUGGAACGACAUGAUCACUGCGUAACAUAAAGCAGCACACUCACUCACGCAGAAAUCUGUUUCUCUCCACAGCUUCGAGAAAACUUCGAACGGAAGGAGUGGUGUCCCAUAGUCUUUCGCAUAUGGUGAAUUCGCCGUGUUCAGGAUAGUGUGUGCAUAUAAAUGUAUGUGUGUUGCGUACGUGUUACGAUAGUGUGAAGUGUGUGUGUUUGAGUGUGUGUAGUGUAGUGAAGAGAAAAAAAAGUAGCACCACUUUUCCGCAGCCAGAACGGCCCAUUCGAACGGAUUGGAAAAAAAUUGACGGAGAAAAUUCGUUUCCCCUUCGCGUAACUAAUACCCCACGUUGUGUGUGUUCCUUCGAAAAUUAUCCUGAAGUCCGUCAUAUCCAUCCAUCAAAACCGUGCAAUCGAGCUGUUGAUACAUUUCACAUGCCAAACGGCCGAUCGUGGAAGACGGCACAGUAAUCCAGAGCCCUUGAUGCUAGCAGUCCGCAUAGGUCAGUGUAAUGUGUUGAUUGGAGCAUCAAGUAUCAUCGAUUCGAUUUGCAAACCUUUCUACCCAAUACCCUAACGAAGAGAAACACGAAAAGGAAACUCUCCCAGCAGCGUUGCAGUGUUGACGAAUGUCUUCGUCAUCGUUUUCAGCUCAUCGUGCUACUAACCAUCGCCAUCAUUAUCAACAUCAACGCCAGCAGCAGCACCCUGCAUCGGCCGUACGGACGGCGGAUGUACUGUUCCGUUUGUCCCCAUGCGAUGGAGCAACGGCUUAAAACGUUGAAGCAAGCAAAUUAGCUCCCCAUGUUUUUCUUCCUAGUGCCGGCUUGUCAUUUGAUAAAAUAGCGAAGCGCGACCACUCUACAAUAUAUCCGUGUGCAUGCUUAUGAAAGUUAUCUGCAUCCGCCGCGAAUUUUGCGACCGAUAUGGGACAUUUCGAUGGUUUUUGGUCAUGGCCGAUGGUUGUCAGUCGAUCAUGUUGUAAUGUUUAGUUAAAUCAUGUUAAGCUGGGUGGAUUAGAGUGAGUGUUUCUUUUUUAAAUGUGUACGUGUAGGCAAACGGUACCGAUUACGAAUGUGUUGGAAUGAAACGGAUGUUCAAAGAGGAUCCUUUUGUACAGAGAGCAAAAAGAGCUGAUGAUGCUUGUGGCGUCCAGAACAGCCACACAGUCCAUUAGAACGUAGAGAACAAGGCAAGUGCGCCUCCUAACUAAUAGACGCGAUUGGACCGGGUUCGGAGACCGGUGCCUUCCACGGCCGAGGGUAUCGGGAAAAUGAACAUUCGCCGGAAUCCGCCACCGGAACACACCGUCAACAGCCAUCGUCACCGUCGGGAUCGUCGCGUCGAUCGCCGUUCUUUACGCGGUCGUGAAGGGUGCGUAACGAAAGCAGCCGUCACACAGCCGCCAACUCAUCAUCCUCGGGACGGAUGAUGAAGUGUACCGAGGACGAUACGCGAGAAGGUAGCAGCUAUCAGUUUCUAGACCUCACCGAUGCCGGCCAGAAUGAGGCGUCCGCAUUGAUGGGAAUAUUAUAUCCCACGUCUGAUGCUUCCGCCCAAGCGUCUUUGCCGUGUCAGCAGAGUUCGGUGCGCGAACAUCGCGUAGCAUUCUUUCCCCCGAUGCAUAGGCCGAAGGAGGUAGAGCAAAGAGAUGGGAAAGAGCCGUUGCCUGUAGUGCUUCCCCAGGAGUUGACACAGUUGAACGGAUUAAACCCGAACGCACGAGCCUUCGAUCCGGUGCCGGUAGUUUUUUUGCCCAGGUCGGCCGUUGUUGGUGGAGUUGGCAAACCUCGCUCGUACGGCAAAGAAUAUGCGCAACAAGAAAACGCAGCACCAGUAGUGGCACCAACACAACAGCCUGGUGGAAUGAUGAUCGUUCCCGUGCGGAAACAGUCGUUAGUGUCAAGUUCGAGUCGUCCGUUUGCGUUGCUGGAUCAACCACAGCAUCAGCCAGCAGCACUGUUGUCCACUCCUUCGACUGUCGGUAAUGUGGAACUUGUUGGCAGAGCUUCGCUUCUGUCCCAAGGAGUAGGUGGUCUACUUCGAACUGCAUCGAUCGUCUCAACGCCAACAUCAGCACCACCGCUGCCGAAUUUCGUAAACGAAGGCAACAGUAGUAGUUCGUUCGUCAUCGAUACGGAGAAGGUGCUUGCCAGUGGAGAACAGUGGAUCGGUUUUUCGAUCCAGUCGACGACCACGAGCGUCGCAGGCGGUGUAGGAGGAGGAGGAGGAGAAGUCAUAGCACGGACUUCCGUAGUAACGGCUGCGACUAUGCCUCCACACACCAACAACCCGCAUCACCUUCAGCAGCAGCAGCAGCAGCAGCAGCAACAACAACAGCAGCAGCAACACCAGCAGCAGCAGCAGUUAGGUUCGGGAGCUAACAAUCAACAACAGCAGACAGGAGGAGGACAGCAGCAGCCUGGCCAAGGUCCGAACCAACCACAGCAGCAUAAUGUUGGUGGUAGAAACGGAGGUGGUAACGGUGCGGGCGGUGGAGUCAACAGUACGGGCGAUACCGGUGGACGAAACGCUGAUCGAGACAAUGGCAAUCAGCAAAUGCAACAACAGACCGUUGCUGUAUCGAACCCCCACCAGCAACAGAUGCUACAGCACAUGUACACCCCAAUUCCGGCAUCAGCUUACAUCCCACCGGGAGCGCAUGGAAUGUACCCGGUACAAAUGUUGCCACCAACGGCAGCUCAGGUACCGAACAACGUUUUCGUCGGUAAUUUAACAGCGAACGUGAGCGUUCAUGGGUAUCCAGCGAUAUCACCGUACCUAGCUACGACUACUGCGCCGCAAGGAGCCUACAUGCAAGCAGAUGUUGGGACCGGACCUGAGAUGCAGCUAAUGCCACCGACACCGGUAUCGAUGCCGGGACGUGGAACGAUGCGACGUGGCGGACGAAACAAUCGCGGUGGAAAUAAUUCCCGCUCCCGAGGAGGAUACGUACCGCACUACAUACAUCAGCAGCAACAGCAGCAACAGCAAUCCUACCACCAUCAGCAGCAACACGCCCAGAAUUAUCAUCAGAGUCUUCAACAGCAGCAGCAACAGCAGGGUGUAAUGCAAUCGCUCUCACACCAUCAAGGAGGACAGCCUUCAUUGCAGCAUCAGGUGCAGCAGCAACAGUCCCAACAAGGUCAAGGUGGUGGUCAGCAACAAACUCCUCCUGCAUCCGUCAGUGGAGGAGGUCAGCAUUCGCAGCAAAUGUCACAGCAACAACCACCACAUCCACCUCAGCAACAUACGCCCGAGCUGAUGCAUAUAGAAGCACCACCGAUGAUGGGUACCGCUGGCGCACAGUACGGCAACCUGCACGGUGGUUUCUAUUUGUUGCCACCGAUGGCUCAACAUGCCACUGGUACACCACUGUUUAUGGCCGCGCCUCACAUGCAGAUGUACUAUAAUGCACCUCUGCAUGGUUAUCCCAAUCUGGUGUAUCCGUCCUAUAUUCCGUCGGAAUAUCAGUUGUACGACGAUGGCAAAGGCGAUGACGGUGGAGGUCCGCAUGGUGGACAGGGGCAAGGUCAUGAUGAUCCGGGUGUACACCCAGGGGCAAUGUGGCCACAACCUCCGCAUAUGACGCUUGAUUAUCAUCCCGAAACGGGAGAAUAUCUGCCGGUUCAUGAAGAUGAUGGUAGCGGCGCAACGGGUGGUAUGUUAGCCCAGGGUCCACCGCCACCACAAACGAUACAGCCAGUAAUUGGUCACGUACUGGAUCCGAAUGUUCCCGGCUUCACGAUGCAGAUGACACCGGCUCCAGUCGUUUCGAUGUCAGCUCCCGAUGAAUAUGGUAUGCAACCGCAACCGCAGCAUGUAGGGACAGCAUCUCAGCCACAGGUUGAAGAUUACAACGGAAACGGCAACAUUCCGGUGAGUUCGAACGCAACAUCUACCAUGCACUCACCGAUAGUGGUUACCUCGGUCGCACAACAUAACCUCGUUGGAGGUGUUCCACAACCAGAGGAGAUGAUGGUUGGCGGUGGUUAUCUGGUUGGAGCCGCUCCUCCACAACCGAUGCCGAUGGAAGGAUCUACGGAGGUGUUAAUGGUGACACCGGAGCAACAUCAACAGCAGCACGGUUCGGCAUCAGGAGUUUUAUCGUCGCCAGCAAUGGACGGUGGAACCCAACCAAUGAACAACAAUUUCAUCGUUGAUCCGCAGUAUAUUCAAGCGCAUCCUCCACCAUCACACCACGCGCUGAUACAACCAACUGCCCAUCAGCAGCAGCAUUAUCAACAGGUUCAACCACCGCAGGGAGCUGCUAUGAAUAUGACGGACUCUCCACCAUCAACCACCAAUCAAACUUUCCCAAUGACUCAACAGACGGGUCCAACCAUGGCAACAUCGACAGUAGCUGGAGUUGUUGCAAGUAAUCUGGUUGAUGCGAACGGAAACGAUACGAAUAACAACAGCAGCGUUAACCGUAAAUCGGACAUCACUACCUCACCGAAGCUCGUUGAUGCCGUUGUGAUGACGAACCCAGCGCCACUGCCGUCCACUGUAAAUGUUAGCACCACUGUACCAAACCCCCAACAAAACGAAGGGACGUCGCCGGCGAUGCCGACCCGGGGGGCAGAAAAUGCUUCUGUCACCAAACAGCCGAAUGCAUCACACAAUGUGCCAAAUCAGGGAUACCAACAGCAACAUCAUCAGCAGCAACAGCAACAACCACCACCACCAAUUCUAGGAUAUGCUGCGGCUGUUGCAUCACAGGCACCUGCACCGCGGAGUCGUUCAGAACAGAUGGAAUCCGUGAAGGGUACCAAUGAACGAAUGGAGAAACUCUCGCUCAAGGAACAGGAACAAAGGCGUACGGCGACUGCAGCGUCUGUGGUUGGUGGUGGAGUGAAUCCACAACGAAGUAGUGCCCCGCAAUCGGCAGGGCAAUCUAAUGCAGGAAGUGGGUGGGUAAAUAAUAGCGGCGUGGGACCAAAGAAGGGUACCGCCUCGGUUUCAGUUUCAGCGAUACCGAACAAGGAGUUUCCCGGUUCGGGCAGUCAUCAGAAUAAAAAUACAUCUCCGGUGCCGUUCACAACAUUGGUUGGAACCGUAGCGACACCAUCAUCAUCGAUCACCUCCUCGACUUCGUUAUCUUCCAGCAAACAGUCACAACAGCAGAAACCGUUUUCGGAUCACAACCAGCGUCCUUCGAGUGCAGCAAACAGUGGUAGUGCCGCGUCGGCGAGCGGAACAAUCAUUAGCGGAGUAAGCAGUGCCAGCAGCGGACAGACUGCAGUCGUGCCGCCACAGAUGGAGUCGAAAAAGGUGGAAGCGAUUCCACAGCGUACGGGUCCGACGACUGCACCUGCAGCUGUCACGGCGAGCUCGGUCGGAGCUGCGGAAACGACGAAGCAACACCACCAAGAUGUGGUAAUUGUACCUAGGCCCCCUACUACAUCAUCUGCCAUUUCUACUAAUACUAACACGAUACCAGCCGGUGCUGCGCCGCCGCAACCCAACAAAACCUGGGCCAGCCUGUUCCAAACGUCGUCUUCAUCGUCAUCGUCGUCGGCGUCAGCGGCUUCCGCGUUGUCGUCCACUGCGUCAUCGGUUUUGGCUUCUACAGCAGCGCAAGGAACAGCAUCCGCAGUUUCUGGAACUUCAGCACCUUUGUCAACGGGAACGAUUGGACAGACAGCCGCACAGGGUAGCACAUCUACUAGUACAGGCGCAGUUGUUGCUGCUUCUCAGCAUCACGCAACAGGAACCUCUGCGGUUAACUUUGCGCAAUCCUCAAUCCGACCAGCGACAGCGACGACUGGUGGUGCUUCGGCGGCUCCUGGAGUGGCUAAUAAUCCGCCGUCUAGUACCGAUGUGUCCUUAACGAGUGCGAAAAAACCAGUGGCCAAGGUGCAGCCCUAUGAAAGAAACCAUCAGACGCCGUUAACAACGAGUGCCCCGAUGUCCUAUUCAUCUGCAGCGGCUUCAACUCCAUCCAGCGGCACAGGAGGCUCAACCGCUAUGACGUCCGGCAAAGGAAAGGCCACUCAAACAGGCGUGUCGAAAAAGAUAUCAACCGCUGAUGCAGCAGCAGGCGCAACUUCCGCUCCGUCCAUCGGAGAUCAGAAGGAUGAUUUUUCUUUGAAAUUUGGAGAUUUUCUCAGCGGAUACAGCAUUGACAAUAGUAGCAUCAGCAUAACGCCCCGUGGUUUGAUCAAUCGAUCCAACUAUUGCUACAUUAAUACAAUCCUGCAGGCACUGGUGGCUUGUCCACCGUUUUAUCAUUUAAUGCGCACGAUUCGCAAUCUUCCAGCUGCGAAAAAUUCCAAGCAUCCGAAACCGUUCAUCGACGCGAUGUGCUCGUUGGUGAGCGAAUUUUCGCUGCUACCUAUGCGGUCGAAGCCGCAGCGUGGUGAUAAGAGCAAGAAGGACGAAAAUCCAGAAAUACAAGUCGACACGCCGUUCGAACCGACCGUCAUCUACAAGAUGCUAAAUGGGAUUCGUUCGGACAUAUUCCAAAUCGAAGGACGUCAGGAAGAUGCGGAAGAGUUCCUAGGAUGUGUAUUAAAUCGCCUUAACGAUGAAAUGAUAGAGUUCAUGAAAUUCAACAAACCCGAACAAGGAAAUGUGAACGGCGAAGAACCAUCCAACGGCGAGAUUCACGGCGAAGAAGAUGCAGAUGAUUGGAUGGUUAUUUGCGGUAAUCGCAAUAAGGGUACGGUGACACGUACAACGGAUUUUGGACGUUCACCGAUAAGCGAUAUUUUCCGAGGCAAAUUACGAUCCCGCGUGCAACGCGAUGGUGUACCACCGACGUACAACAUACAACCAUUCUUCACGCUUCCCUUGGAUAUAGAGAAAGCGGCAUCUGUGAAAGAAGCUCUUGAACAGCUGGUAGGUCGGGACGAACUAGAGGGUGUUACAUGUUCGAAAACCAAGCAGGAAGUAGCUGCUUGGCAACAAGUAACGCUGGAGGAACUUCCUGUUGUACUGAUUCUCCAUUUGAAGUGUUUUGACUACAAAAUGGACGGCUGCACCAAAAUACUAAAAACACUGGACUUCCCGAUAGAAUUGAAGAUCGAUUCAAAACUGAUGUCCUCAAAGGGUAAAAGCUAUUCAGCCAAGCAGAAGCAGUAUAAGCUGUUUGCGGUGGUGUAUCACGAUGGCAAGGAAGCGUCCAAGGGACACUACAUUACCGAUGUGUAUCAUUCUGGUUAUGGCAGCUGGAUUCGGUACGAUGAUAGUACCGUGAAACCGAUACCGGAAUACAAUGUUUUACGUCCUCGAGCGCCACGUGUACCGUAUCUGUUGUACUACCGUCGAAUGGACACCCAGAGUCAUGGCUCAAAUAGUGACCGUGGUGGUGGUGGUGAUUGCAUUGUCGGAGGUGGAGCUACUGGUGGUGGAGGAGGCAGUGGCCGCGGAGGCUCAUCCCACUCUAACACUUCCGAAAGGAGCGAUCGUCAAAAUGUACAUCAUCAUCACGGUAACGAUCACGGUCGUGGAACAAGUGGUGGCGGUUACGGUGGUAAUAGUGGCUACGGUAGUGUUCACGGUAACAGUGGUGGAAGUCAUUAUGGAAGUGGGGGACAGGGUAACAGUGGCCAUUACAGCUCUAAGUAAAACGAAACAACAAAAACAUUUCACUGUCGGUCGGAGGAACUGUCGGUCGAUAGUGUCGAUAGUGAAAAUCUGUCAGUCAAAGGUGCUGAAACGAUCGAUUGGUUUUUAUUCCAAUGAGCUUUGGGGACGCUUAAAUAAAUUCACACAAGAAGUUCUGUGCGUGAUUACGGCUGCAGGUCGUUGUUAAAUCGUGUGCAAGAACAGUCAGAACGUUUUAAACAUUUGACGAUCCUUGAGCAGUUCAUUGCACACAGUGUUGUUAGCUGCUAUUCUGUGUACGGUGUAUUCUGCUCUGUGUUAAUGUAACGGAACCAGUGCAGUGGAUAGUGCAAGUCACAUACGGAUAAGUAAACUAUCUGAAGAAGCGGGGAAACUGCUGUCUGUGCAUGUAGUUGCGUCGAAUAUUUCCGGACUAUAUUUUUUACCAUCUGUCUGAGACGGGAAUUUCGUUUUGUUUGAAAAGACGUCUGAUCGCGAUCGAAUAAUACUGCCACGCUCUCUAUCCAACAGAUGCGAAGAAUGAGUGGCUUCAUAGAAGAAUAAACGUGAGUGUUGAAAAGGAAAGGUCGACGAACUUAAGCUACAAAUCAAUGUCGCCAAGCGAAGGCGUAAAAUCGAAUUAAAGAAAAAAAAUAGUGCAGGAAUGUAGAAAGUAUAGGUUGGUUUGUUUUUGUUUUCAUACAUAUUUGUUUGCUUGCAUACAAAAGUUUUCGUAGCGUAGUCUCACGGAACAGUGUUCCGUAGAAAAAAUAGCAUAUUAAGUAAAGUCCCCAAUUAAAAACAAGAACUCGUUAUAGAACUAUGCAAGCCAGAGUUAAAGGUAUCGAAAACAUGUUAGGGAAAUGCAACUAAUAAAAACAAAGGCGAAGUAGACUCAUCUGCAAACGCAGAAUGCUAAAUUAUUAAAGCAGGUAAAACACGCAAACAAACUAAAACAACAUGUUAAAGGUGAAAAAAUGCAUUGCGUUAGCUACUACCGGCUAUAGGAGACGAAAAAGUAGUCCGGUAGUACAUGGUAAAAUUGCAAACGAGUCGUGCCGAGUCACUGAUCCUGUAGAUAUGUCUAGAUGUAGUUAUUGCAAGCGGCGUUAUGAUGUUAUUAACUCACGCUCAAUUAGUAGCAGCUGUACGAUUGGGAGGAAGUAGCAUGAUUUGUGUUUUGAUGCUGCAACAUUCAACUCGAGCUGCUUCCUCCCAAACUCUCAGAAAAGUAACAAGCGUUUAUACAAAAGAAAUGAUAAAAAUGUACAUGCAACAAGCAAAGAAAGAGCGGCUUACUGAUGUGGACAAUAUCGGACCGCCACGUCGCAUACAAUGUUAAACUCGUUGAUAUCUAUUUAAAAAAAAUGCACACACGUACACAAAAACCAACUAAUAAAAGCAAGCACAGAGAGCGAAAAAAGGAAAAUAUGUUUCAAUUUGAAAAGGGAGCCAUCAUACUUUCGUAACAUUUGUGUUGCUCCAUACCUCCCCCAACGCUUAUGGUAGUAAUAAUGUUAAACGCUUUCAUAGAAAUCAUCUGCCUCGGCAAAGUCAGCUUAAAAGCGGACGUCAGCAUAACAAAGAAGAACGUGUACAUAGUAAUGCAACUGUAUAAUAUGUGGGAUAAAAUAAGCAUGUAAUGUAAAAAAAACCCAUGUCGUCACCUUAAUAACCGUAUCAUCUCCGGUGUAGAUAUAUGAGCGCAGCUUGCGCUAAAAUAUCCGUGUAGUGUAGGUUUGCAGAGAUUUUUGGUUUUUGUAUCAGAUUAUCUGUUUUCGUGUUUGGCUUCUUGCUCUUUUCAAAAGGCUUACAAAACAUGGAAUCAUGCAAAAUGGAUGAUAAUAAUUAAAUUUAAGCUGUUAUUCAUGAAUUUUGUUUUCAUUGCUGUAAAAACAUUCAAUGAAAUAGUCAUCAAGUAGUAAACGAAAAUGUAUGACUAUAAUUUUUGCACUGAAUUAAAAUGUCCUCAAAAAAUAAACUCGCUUGAAUUUGUCGCCGAUCGGUCCCAUUUGGUUGUCUUAUGGCGAUACGGUUAAUUUCUGAUAAAUUUCUCAGCUAUUUUUUUAGCGAACUUUAUCUGUUAAAAUCCUUCAACUGUAUGCCGAUGUUUGCGACUGUGCCAAUCGCAAUGUAACUAGUAUUGAAACAAAUUAUAAGAAAAUACAUCAAUAAGGGGACAUUCAGGACAUUAGGAACACUCAUGCAAAGGAAGCAAAAUAUAUUAGGAUAAUAAAAGGUAUGUAGUGAGCUACACGAAACACAUAAUAAUGAAAUGAGUCGUCACCAACCAAAUGCAUAUGCGAAUGUGCAUAAACUAAACUAGAGCCAGAGAAAUGGAGCGAAAGUAAGCAAACGCUUAUAAAUAGAAAGAGGGCUGUGUAUAAAGUUAAUCAUAUUACGGUAACACGAUAUGUAUUUUGUAAAGCAGGAGCGAUAGAACGGUGACGAUUCGCUACCACAUGCAAAUAGGAGUUAGACAUCAGUAUGUUUGCGUUUGGCUUUGGCAUUAGAUUUAGAUUGAUGGGACUGGUGAAGUGGAUUAUAUGUUAAGGCUAGUCAUACAACAAUUCAAUAGCCACGCAUCGUUAUACUUUCGUUUGAUUUCGUUUGUUUCGUACGGUUGAGGUUUUGCUUUUUGCUAACAGUUAUAAUCAUUUUGCAAAAUGAAUUACACAAAAUUAUUGUUGAAUUUUGUUUGUCAGUAUCAUUAUCUUCGGUUUAAUGAUGUAGAUAAGGAUUUUAUAUACAUGUACCGUAGUAUAACGAAUUAACUUCCAGCGCUCAAUAUAAUCCUCCAAGAGACAGAGCGUCCAGAACAUAUGAAACCGAUCAACAGAGAUGGGGCUAAAACGAGAAAAACCAAUCGAUGUAGAGCUGCUAAAGCGAAUUGUAGUGUAUUGAAUGGACAUCACCUUACAUUGUCGACCGAUGUACGAAGAAACCGAUGUCGGAAGAAAUGCGUAAAACGAACCACCACUCCAAGGUAUAGAUUGCAUCGAACACUAGUACACACUUUUUGAAAGGGGCGCUUUUUAAGAAAUAGAAAUCCCAUUAUGGUUUUAUGUGUUGAAAGCAACAGAUAAAGAAAUACAUCAAAUAGACCACUCACACAACAUCUAUAUACUCUCUCAGACGUGUAAAGGUUUUGAACCAGCGGAUUGUUAACGACUUUUAAACGAUAACAUAAAUCAUCCACAGAAUGAAAAGGGGGAGACGCAUGGAACAGAAGUAUAAUUAGACGCAAUACUGAAAUGAUAGUAGAAGUGAGGCGAAAAUGGAGAAUUAGAAUGUGAUGCAGGGUAUAACUAAAUCCAGUAUACUAGCCAAAUAUGAAAGGAAAUCAUCGUUCAGGUACCAAUGAGCGGGAAAUGUAGUACACAUGUGCCAGACUGCUGCUACCUCGCCGUACAGUUGAUGGGAUAUGUGCACAGGUACACAGUACGCAGUGAACACAGCAGGACGUAAACAAUCACAGCUAUAAAAUAAAAACAAACUGAACUGGUUUAGUAGUAGUAUUGACCUGCUUCCAUAGGCGUGUAAUGCAAAGAGCAAAAGCAAACAAACAAACAAAACCCGAUUACUAAGCACCAAGAUUGUGUGAUCGAAACAUUGAAAAUUAUAGUUGCGCGUCCAGUAAGAAACAGGGAAUCGGCAUUAGAACAUUGUAACUACCAAACCAGAGACGCGUCCUUGCAGACAUUAGGCCUCUAUAUACCGCUGCAAACUCAUGUACUAGCUACUAACACCCAGUAGUCGAAAAUCCUUGUUUGAUUGAUGGUGUGUAACAGUGUGUGAGUGUGUAUGUGUGUCGAAAGCACGAACCAAACCAAUAUGCGCAUAAAGUGCAACCAGAUUGUGCGCGUUAAUAUAUAAAACAAAAAUCUACAUUUUAGAUAAGUGCACUUAUUAAUCGUAAAAAAGCGGGAUUAGAAGAAGGGUAUACCGUCUGUGAAUGUCGUUGUUGUAGGAUCGUAACAAACCAAGGUGUGAAGGACUGAGUUGUUUUUUUUUUCGGUGAUAAAACAUAAGUAUGAUGAACUGGUUCGUGGGGGUGUGGGGAAAGGAAGAUCACGCGAUAGACAUGAAUAUUCUGAACCAACAUUCUGUUUUUUUGCGUUUUUUUUUAACAAAAUAAGAGCAUUGCUUAUAAUUGCAAUGCGCGUUUGUGUGAAGAUAAUACAUGAAGAGGAGGGAUAAAAUAGAGAGAAGGAGAGAAUGUGUCUUAUUAGAGAUGGAUUUUUUUUGUGUUUCCUAUUUUCUACAUUUUUGCAAAAUAUAAGUUUAUUUGUGUGUUUGCUCUUUAAAAGCAACUUCCUAUAUUUCGUACUAAUGACACUAAAGCUAAGGAUUAAAGUAUGAACCAGUUUUGCUUGGUCUAUUUCUAUUACCUUCCCAUUAUGUGCUUUUGAUCAAUUGUUUGUGGGAUUAUUUGGUUUAGUUUUGUUUCUAAUCUUGUUGUUCAAUGGGAUUGUUUUGUAAAUAGUUGUAGGAUAACGAAGAAAACAAAAAAAAAUUGGUGAGAACGUGCAUUAUGUUUCCAAACACGUUCUAACUCAGGCAUAUAACGUGACCGGCAAUAUUUUGAAUAUUCAAAUCGCUCAAGUGGCUCAUUCGAUGAAUUGCUCCUCUGUAUGUACAUCGUUUGUUUGCAUGUCACGAUGCUGCGUACCCCCCAAACUGUACUGAUACGCCGAAUGCUUGUAUGUACACAUCCAUUUGUCCUCAAGCGAGAAACAAUUGCAGAAAAUGUUGAUUUAUGUUUUCACCCUGUGUGCAUUGGUGAGGUGUUUAGUUUAGCUAACUAUCAUUACCCUUAACUAUUAUUUAUGUAUUUUGUUUAUUUUUUUCUUGUUUUCUUUUAUGCCUCAUAUGUUUUUUUUGUUCAUUUAUCACGUAACUAAGUAAGUGUUUAUAAGUACGUUUUUGAAUGAUCUACUAUAUCGACUGUAGUGGGGCUCUCUGAACUGCUCACCAUCGGGAUAUGAAAAUACCAUUGAAAGGAAUAGUAGAAAGUAGGAGACGGCACUGUUUAACUAUCCGAUAACUGACAAAGCUGUAGCAUAAGUUUAACAAAGGGAAAAUGUGAGUAAAACUCCUGCCUCGACAUUUUUAUCAAACAUUAUGUUGUUGCAGGCCGAUGAUAAAAGAGAGUAACAAAAAAAGGCAACUCCCCCAAAAUCCGUUGACUCCACGCUUUGUGAUAACAAUUGUGGAGAUAGGGAAGGUUAUAAAAAAGGCAAAAGUGUAAGGAAAUAUGAUUUUCGUUUUUGAAUUAUUAUUAGUAAAGCUUUUUUCUAUUCUCGCGGAGACCUUCAAGUAAAAAAAAAGAAUGUUACGACUAAUCCACGUAAUUCAUGUGAUUUGUUGGGUUUUUUCCUUCAACAGUCGAAUAAUGGUCAAGCUUUGAACCAUUAUUGCGUGCCGGUUAUAAUAGUGAAUCAAUCAUUUGAAUGACACGAACUGAAACAAAUAAAAAAAGGAAAAUGUAUGGAGAAAUACGUUAUGAAUCUCCGCAUCUCACAGCCCUAGUUUAAUAGCUAAAGGAAUCCAGAACAACAACAAUGCUUAGUUCAAAAUCAAGGACAGAAACAAAAUCCAGAAAGGAACACUCAAAAGUGCAAGUAAAAAAGACGUAUUCGUGAAGUCAAUAACGUGGGCAAAGAGAACUAAACAAAACAUAAAUAAAAGAAGGUAAAAUGAAUAAAAAAAAAGGUGCAGUAAUCACGAGAACUGUGUAUAAUUUAUAAACAUCCCGCUAGGCAAAAGCUAAACAAAAAAAAUAAAAAUUGCAAAAUUAUAUUGCAAAUAUGUCUGGUUAAAAUGCGUUAGUAAUAGAAAUGAAGAAAAGAAAUGUGGUAAAAACAAAGUGAAAGCAUAAUGGGAAAUAAAGCAGUAAAACGGUAUAUUCUAUAUAUACACCAUUAUACAAAGUAAAAACAAAAAAAAAACAAAAACGUAGUUAUGGCUUUGGAAAACAAAACUAAGAAGACGUAAGGUAAUGAAGGUGUAACGAACAAAAGUCUUUAGCACUAUUAGGAUAGAUCAAAAUGAUCCUGGGAACAGGUAAAGCGAUAGUAACAGACCCGCAAAGCAAAGCGCUAGAAAAUAUUAUGAAAAUAGUACCACAGAACACAAAACUAGUAUAACAAACAAACAAACAAACAUAAGAAUCCUCCAACAAUAACACGCUCCCAGCAAAUGUUUUGAGUUCUUUUGUUUUUGUGCGUAAAUAAAAUGAACAUCCCAUUUAAAGAAACAUACUACACACAAAGAAUGGCAAAAAUAGGGGAAAUAUCUUCAUGUGUGGCGCCCAUUUUGUUUUGUUCGAGGAAACCUUCAUUUCUGGACAUAAGAAUGCAUUCUAAUGGUGGCGUUUAUGCAAGAAACAGUGAAGAAGAGUAAAAACAGUGAACCAGGUAGACAAGAAGGGUCAGAAAGAGUCAGUAGAUGGUAAAGUAGAAACCGGUAUAGAGGAAAUAGACAGAGUUGUGUAGUAUAACACAACGAAGGUGAAGGAACAAUGUGCAAGCAAACGAACACCAUAUGCUGGAAAUGGAAGAUGCAUAGUAACCGAGAAAGAGAGAGAGAAAAAAAAGAACUAUUAAUACAAAAAAAUAGUAUGUUAUAAAAAGAA